CAUUCUCAUGCAACUUUGAUAAGGAUUCAUGUGGAUUCACUCAAAGAGCUGAUGAUGACUUUAAUUGGAGAAGAUAUCAAUGGGGAACACCUUCACAGGGUACUGGCCCUAAUUCAGACCAUACUACUGAAAGAGGAUAUUACAUGUAUGUCGAGGCGUCAGGGAAGAAAGAAGGAAAGAAGGCUGUACUUGAGAGAAACGUGGAUAUAAGCGGUGAAAACACGUGUCUAACGUUUUAUUAUCACAUGAAUGGACGUCAUGUUGGGAAGCUCAAUGUGUACGUGGGAUCAAAUAAAGUAUUCAGUAAGACGGCUAGUCAGGGAGAUGGAUGGAAAAUGGCUAAAGUAUCACUGUUAGGAGCAAAUCGAGGAAAGCAAAUGCUCAAGCUUGAAGGCAUUGUAGGGAGGGGAUUUCUAGGUGACAUUGCAAUUGAUGAUGUGUCAGUUGGACUCUGUAACGAAGAAGGUACCAUUCCUCCUCCUUUCCCAUCAGCUACAACACCGAUAGUCGUAUUACCAACAACCAUGAGACCAAGUCCUCCGAUUCCGCCUUCAGGGUCGUGUGGUAUCCGACCAAAGACAAGGAUCGUUGGAGGGACGUCAUCCCAACACGGAGAUUGGCCAUGGCAAGCUCAGUUAAAGUCCAGUCCGGGUUCUUCACCGUUCUGCGGAGGGUCACUUAUUCAUCCACAGUGGAUAUUAACUGCUUCUCAUUGUGUAUCGGGAUCUAAGGCUAUCAAAACUAUUGUUAGAUUGGGAGCUCAUCGACGCAGUGUUAAAGUUGGUACUGAACAGGACUUCAAGAUUAUCAAAGUGAUCACGCAUCCUAGUUACCACAAACCAAUCAGCUAUUCAAAUGACAUUGCUCUACUAAAACUUGAAAAACCUGCCAAGCUCAAUAGGUAUGUGAACUUGGUUUGUUUACCGGAUAGUGUAUCACUCCCCAGUGAUGGCACAAAAUGCUGGAUAACUGGGUGGGGUCGGACACAUGGUCCAUCGCCUGACUACCUUCAACAAGCUUCUGUCCCAAUCGUAAGCGAAAAUCGCUGUAGAUUCGCUUAUCUCGGACRAAUACACGACUCAAUGAUGUGUGCAGGGCUCGAUCGGGGUGGUAUUGACUCAUGCCAAGGUGAUUCGGGGGGGCCCAUGGUGUGUGAAAAUGGAGGGCGGUUCUAUGUACAAGGUGCAACGAGCUGGGGUAAUGGUUGUGGGAGACCUGGAAAAUUUGGUGUCUAUGCUAAGGUGAAAUAUCARUUAGAUUGGAUUCAUUCUGAGAUCAAGAAGGGUUGAUUAUGUAUUUAUGGGUGAAAAAAAGCACUCAAAUAAACGUACCAGAUAUGACACAA
Messenger RNA from Actinia tenebrosa (Australian red waratah sea anemone), 1345 nucleotides. Its product is annotated as tryptase. Gene Ontology annotation, molecular function: serine-type endopeptidase activity. Gene Ontology annotation, biological process: proteolysis. NCBI's taxonomy places the organism in Eukaryota, Metazoa, Cnidaria, Anthozoa, Actiniaria, Actiniidae. Gene Ontology annotation, cellular component: membrane. The record is from RefSeq and is a predicted model, not a curated record.